CGCAGCCCACUGCAUCCGAAGCUCCCAGCUACCCCGACCGAACCUGAGGCGUGUGUGGGGUCCGAGCCGGUCGGCCAGACGGGCUUGACAUCACCAAAGACUGGAGCACUUUAUUAAUACAAUUGCUCUCUUCAACCUCACCUCGAGUCCUCGCCCAGGUUUGUACACGCCCUACCUCGACCAAAUCCAUCCAGUCUCUGCGGACCAAUUGCACUCUGCACCAUCCACACGUACGAAUUUCCAACUGCAAAAAUGUCGGCCACACUCCUCCGAUCGACUCCCGCCAUGCGCGGAGCUCUGCGAGCUUCUUCGGCUGCAAAGCCUGUCAUGGGCAUGGCCAGCACCCAGUUCGUGCGCGGCAAGGCCACCCUGCCCGACCUCUCCUACGACUACGGCGCACUCGAGCCUCACAUCUCGGGCCAGAUCAUGGAGCUGCACCACUCCAAGCACCACCAGACCUACGUCAACGGCCUCAACAGCGCCCUCGAGACCCUCGGCGAGGCUGAGGCCAAGGGCGACUCCGCCAAGGCCGGCACCCUGGCACCCCUCCUCAACUUCCACGGCGGUGGCCACAUCAACCACUCCCUGUUCUGGGAGAACCUGGCCCCCGCCAACAAGGACGGUGGUGGCGAGCCAGAGGGAGAGCUCAAGAAAGCCAUCGACCGCGACUUCGGCUCCUACUCCACCCUCGUCAAGCAGACCAACGCCGCCCUCGCCGGCAUCCAGGGCAGCGGCUGGGCCUGGAUCGCCAAGGACAAGGAGACGGGCACCCUGAGCCUGGUCACCCGCGCCAACCAGGACCCCGUCACCGGCAACCUGGUCCCCCUGCUGGGCAUCGACGCCUGGGAGCACGCCUACUACCUGCAGUACCAGAACCGCAAGGCCGAGUACUUCAGCGCCAUCUGGAACGUCAUCAACUGGAAGACCGUGGCCAAGAGGUUCUCCCAGGCCUAAGGGACGGACGGGCUGUGUUGUGUGCGUGAGCGUGAGCGUGGGGGAGGAAUGGUAAUGGCGACGGCGAUGGUAUGUGUAUAAUCCUGUCUAUGUAGUGCCAAUACGCUACGGGUUUCUAAGAUGAUGACUGGUCUAUCCUCGGUAAAAGUCCACCCUGCGAGACGUGUCCCACAUUCAACCAGGGAUGUGGAACUCCCUCUGCCAGUAGCUAAAGUCCUGCAUAAGCGCACUGAUGUUCUUGCAGCUCGGGUGGAAGUAAUCCUCCUCAGACACGCCCAUCGGGAACAUGGGGAUGCUGCAGAUCUCGUCCGGGGACGGGCACCUGCCGCACUCCCUCCACGUGCUCCACCGCAGCCGUUCGGUGAGCUCGACGAUGGUCUGCUGUGCCUCCUCCACGAGGGGGUCAAGAUCGACCCCUUCUCCACGGCUCGCCCGAAGUAUACGUCGGGCAACGAACAGAGAGUCGCAGAUAUCCCGCGACACCCGCUCAACCGCGGCCGCGAUGGCGUGGUCCUCGGGCGUCCAGGUCUCGGGCCGUAGUGCGGACGGAUCCAGGUAGUGCCGCGCGCAACGGUCGACGGCGCGCUGCUCGGACGCGGGGCUGCGGUCCGUGUAGCUGAUGUACGGGUCGAGUAUGGUGCCGACGGCGAGGAGGAGGCCAUCGUGUGACCACCGGCUGCUCGCAAUGUACCCCAGCCGCCCGCUGAAGCGCGUCACGAUGCUGUCGACCACGCCCUGCCAGUUCACGACCUCCCUGCGCGGCACUUCCUCACCGCCCCGCGCGGCGAAGACGUCCCUCAGCCUGUCCCGCACCCCCAGCCUGCUCUGCAGCGUGGCGUUGGCCAGCCUGGGCAGGUCCCGCCUGUGCGGGUCCGGGUUCGAGAUGUUGACGGGGUAGAAGUACGCCGACACCAUGCUGCUCCAGUCGACGUCCACCCGGCCGGCGGGGAGCCCGUGGAACCGCGCCGCGCAGGCGCGCAUCCACUCGAACGCGGGCGCCACCUGGUACGGCGCCAGCCCCGUCUCGUUGCUGAAGGAGCUCGACUGCACCGAGAGGCGGUCCAGCCCGCCGCGCUCCGAGAAGUCGCAGUAGAUGAUCUCGAAGCCGCACUCCAUGCGUAUGAAGCCGUCGAUCCUGGCCCCUCCCCCUACCCCCGGGGCCGGCCACUCGCCCGCGAGGUCGCAGAGCCCCUCGGCCCGCGGCCACUCCCCGUAGGUCGGCGCGCCGGGGCCGGGGUGCGCGUGGCCCAGGAGGAUCAGGUCCUGGCUGUCCUGGGGGCCGAGGGGGCCCUUUGCGGCGGCUUGGCCGUCUAUGUAGAGGAGGUUUAGGGGGCGGUUGGCGCGGUAGACGUGGAAGUAGCCGCGCCAUAGCUCGUCGAAUGGCGGGUGUAGGCUGGGCUGGGGGUCUUUGUCGCCGUCGUCGUCGCCGUCGUCGUCCACCGUUGCCAUGGGACGCUGCGAGAAAGAUCCGUCACCAAUGGGCGAGGCAUAAGUGGCGUCAGACGCCGGCCUGGCAUGAGACCUUCGGUGGCUGAGUAGAGCCUUCCAGGCCGUCUCAUUGAAACCCGUCGAACCCGAUCUGAUCUGAAGGCUCGGGUCUUGUGUGAACUCCCACGAGGCAGCGAACUGAGCAGCAUGCUCCACCUCAAAGGCCAGCCACUCAAAGCUGUCCGGCCGGUCUGGGCUGAAUCCCCCGUGGUAAAAUAUGCUGCCCUCGGGCGCCGUGGCGAGAUAAAACGACAGGCCGUUGUGGUUAACUGACGAGCCCCACUGGCGCAUCGCAGAGUGGAUUGAGUUGAAGAUGGCAAAUGCAUUCUCGUGGGCACUGUUGAUGUCGGGGUGGUUUGAGGGAGAAGUAGUCGCAUAGGCGGCAACAGCGCUGACUGCUGCCGUCCACACGGGGAAUAAUAUUCGGCCCAUGACCGAUCGCAGCUAGAGCCCGGGCCUCUCGUGUAAGACAGAGGACGCUGCGUGUGCCACUUCAGAUCAAGUCCAGGCUUGCACCGGUAUCCAUUAGUACUGAGAGUGAACUUUCUCUUAUUAUGAAACCGAAUGAAACAAGUCUUGGCUUAAAUCUACGGUAACUCUCCCCUGAUAUGCAGCAACAUCCCAGUAUUAGCUGCCCAGGUGGUGGCAUUCCACGGGAUCUCCCGCUCCACAAGAUACCUACCUAGACAGAUUCUUAGUCGAUCACCUCCUAUAGCCCCUACAAGACAAUCUGAUUGGGAGGAAGCUGUUAUAGCCCUAAAUAAUAUCUUCCUACAUCGUAUCCUGAUCUAGGAGGCAGCUUUCUAGGGGGCAGUGUCCUAUAGGAUCGCUCCCUAUAACAUUUGAAAGUAACCUGACAUGGGACAAC
Molecule: messenger RNA, 3310 nt
Organism: Diaporthe batatas
Lineage: Eukaryota; Fungi; Ascomycota; Sordariomycetes; Diaporthales; Diaporthaceae
Product: superoxide dismutase SOD2
Exons: 6
Coding region: 253-954 (233 amino acids)
Biological process (GO): superoxide metabolic process
Cellular component (GO): mitochondrion
Molecular function (GO): superoxide dismutase activity; metal ion binding
Source: RefSeq, a predicted model, not a curated record